Equus caballus (horse) is the source of this 3561-nucleotide messenger RNA. It is a transcript of the gene MAP3K12, whose product is annotated as mitogen-activated protein kinase kinase kinase 12. Lineage: Eukaryota; Metazoa; Chordata; Mammalia; Perissodactyla; Equidae. Gene Ontology annotation, biological process: protein autophosphorylation; JNK cascade. Gene Ontology annotation, molecular function: ATP binding; MAP kinase kinase kinase activity. The record is from RefSeq and is a predicted model, not a curated record. Gene Ontology annotation, cellular component: cytoplasm.
GAGAAAGCUGGGGCUGACACCCGUACACCUGGACACCGCACGAGCAUCGCCCGUGACAGCGCCCCGGGUCCGGUCGAGGGCAGCGGGGGGAGGAGGGAAGGAGGAGGAGAAGGAGGAGGAGGCGGGAGCAGCAUCCGGAGCGGAGCUGCAGCAGCGCCGCCUUUUGUGCUGCGGCCGCGGAGCCCCCGAGGGCCCACCCUUCACCACCACACCGGGGCCCAGAGGCCAUGGCCUGCCUCCAUGAGACCCGCACACCCUCCCCUUCCUUUGGGGGUUUCGUGUCCACCCUAAGCGAGGCGUCCAUGCGCAAGCUGGACCCAGACACUUCUGACUGCACCCCUGAGAAGGACCUGACGCCUACCCAGUGUGUACUUCGGGAUGUAGUGCCGCUCGGGGGCCAGGGUGGGGGCGGGCCCAGCCCCUCCCCAGGUGGAGAGCCGCCCCCUGAGCCUUUUGCCAACAGUGUCCUGCAGCUACACGAGCAGGAUGCAGGGGGCCCAGGGGGAGCCACUGGGUCCCCUGAGAGUCGGGCCUCCAGAGUUCGAGCGGAUGAGGUGCGGCUGCAGUGCCAGAGUGGCAGUGGCUUCCUGGAAGGCCUCUUCGGCUGCCUGCGCCCUGUCUGGACCAUGAUUGGCAAAGCCUACUCCACAGAGCACAAGCAGCAGCAGGAAGACCUUUGGGAGGUCCCCUUUGAGGAAAUCCUGGACCUGCAGUGGGUGGGCUCAGGGGCCCAGGGCGCUGUCUUCCUGGGGCGCUUCCACGGUGAGGAGGUGGCUGUGAAGAAAGUACGGGACCUGAAGGAGACUGACAUCAAGCACCUGCGAAAGCUAAAGCACCCCAACAUCAUCACCUUCAAGGGCGUGUGCACCCAGGCUCCCUGCUAUUGCAUCCUCAUGGAGUUCUGCGCCCAGGGCCAGCUGUAUGAGGUACUGCGGGCUGGCCGCCCUGUCACCCCCUCCUUGCUGGUUGACUGGUCCAUGGGCAUCGCCGGUGGCAUGAACUACCUGCACCUGCACAAGAUUAUCCAUAGAGAUCUCAAGUCCCCCAACAUGCUAAUCACGUACGACGAUGUGGUGAAGAUCUCCGAUUUUGGCACUUCCAAGGAGCUGAGUGACAAGAGCACCAAGAUGUCCUUUGCAGGGACAGUAGCCUGGAUGGCCCCUGAAGUGAUCCGCAAUGAGCCUGUGUCUGAGAAGGUCGACAUCUGGUCCUUUGGUGUGGUGCUGUGGGAACUGCUGACUGGUGAGAUUCCCUACAAAGACGUGGAUUCCUCCGCCAUCAUCUGGGGUGUGGGAAGCAACAGUCUUCAUCUGCCUGUGCCCUCCAGUUGCCCAGACGGCUUCAAAAUCCUGCUUCGCCAGUGCUGGAAUAGCAAACCACGAAAUCGCCCAUCAUUCCGACAGAUCCUGCUGCAUCUGGACAUCGCCUCCGCCGAUGUACUCUCCACACCCCAGGAGACUUACUUUAAGUCCCAGGCAGAGUGGCGCGAAGAGGUAAAGCUGCACUUUGAAAAAAUUAAGUCAGAAGGGACCUGUCUGCACCGCCUAGAAGAGGAGCUGGUGAUGCGGAGGAGGGAGGAGCUCAGACACGCCUUAGACAUCAGGGAGCACUAUGAACGGAAGCUGGAGAGAGCCAACAACCUGUACAUGGAACUUAAUGCCCUGAUGUUGCAGCUGGAGCUCAAGGAGCGGGAGCUGCUCAGGAGGGAGCAAGCCUUAGAGCGGAGGUGCCCAGGCCUGCUGAAGUCACACCCUUCUCGAGGCCUCCUUCAUGGGAACACAAUGGAGAAGCUCAUCAAGAAAAGAAAUGUCCCACAGAAGCUGUCACCUCACAGCAAAAGGCCAGAUAUCCUCAAGACUGAGUCUUUGCUACCUAAACUAGAUGCAGCCCUGAGUGGGGUGGGGCUUCCUGGGUGUCCUAAGGGCCCCCCCUCACCAGGACGGAGUCGCCGUGGCAAGACCCGUCACCGCAAGGCCAGCGCCAAGGGCAGCUGUGGGGACCUGCCUGGCCUUCGUGCAGCUGUGCCAACCCAUGAACCUGGGGGACUAGGAAGCCCAGGGGGGCUAGGAGGGGGACCCUCAGCCUGGGAAGCCUGUCCUCCAGCCCUCCGUGGGCUCCACCAUGACCUUCUACUACGAAAGAUGUCUUCAUCAUCCCCAGAUCUGCUGUCAGCAGCACUGGGAGCCCGGGCCCGGGGGGCCACAGGAGGAGCUGGGGAUCCUGGCUCACCACCUCCAGCCCGGGGUGACACCCCCCCAAGUGAAGGCUCAGCGCCUGGCUCCACCAGCCCAGAUUCACCUGGGGGAGCCAAAGGGGAGCCUCCUCCACCAGUAGGGCCCAGUGACGGUGUGGGGCUCCUGGGAACUGGAAGGGAAGGGACAGCGGGACGGGGAGGAAGCCGGGCUGGGUCCCAGCACUUGACUCCAGCUGCACUGCUGUACAGGGCUGCUGUCACCCGGAGUCAGAAACGUGGCAUCUCAUCAGAAGAGGAGGAAGGAGAGGUGGACAGUGAAGUAGAGCUGACAUCAAGCCAGAGGUGGCCUCAGGGCCUAAAUAUGCGCCAGUCACUAUCUACCUUCAGCUCAGAGAAUCCAUCAGAUGGCGAGGAAGGCACAGCUAGCGAACCUUCCCCCAGUGGCACACCUGAAGUUGGCAGUACCAACACGGACGAGCGGCCAGAUGAGCGGUCUGAUGACAUGUGCUCCCAGGGCUCAGAAAUCCCACUAGACCCACCUGCUUCAGAGGCAGUUCCUGGCCCUGAGCCCAGUUCCUUGCCCAUCCCACACAAGGACCUACUCAGAGCAGAGCAGGGCCCUCCCAGUUCUGAGGACUCAGACUGUGACAGCACUGAACUGGACAACAACAGUGGCGAAGGCGUGCAGCCCCCAGCCUCCCUCCCUCCCUGAAAGCCACUCUUAUUCCUGUACAUAGAGAAAUAUUUAUAUAAAUAAUAUAUAUGCGCCACAUAAUCAACAGAGAAAGAUGGGGCUGUCCCAGCCUUAAGUCAGGCUCAAGGAGACUGACCCCUGACCAAUUCACCUGAUAAACUCUGGGGACACUGGCAGCUGUGGAAACGAAGGACAAGUACUACCCUAGAGCUGUGGGGAAGGGCAAACCGGCCCCUUCUGACUUCACCCAUUAUGUUCAGCCAGCAGUCAGGCAAAAGAAAAGCCAGACUUGCCUCCUAUGUUCUCUAGACUCUUUCCCCCAAAUUAAGGGGAGCAGGAAAGGGAGCCACUUAGACUGCACUUUUUUUUGUUUUCCAUUUACUGUUUACACAUUUUGCACUUGGGAGGAGGGAGGCUAAGGCUGGGUCCUCCCCUCGGAGGUUUCUCAGGUGGCAAUGUAACUAAUUUCUUUGUCCCUCCAUUUCUUUGCCCAAGCUCUGGCUUAGGGCCUAGGGGGAGGUUAGGAGAUUGUGAAAGCAUGUGAUGGCUCAGGCUGAAGGACUGGGGUGUUGUGUAAGUCCCUGCUUUUAUCCUGGUGCCUGAUUGGGGUGGGGACUGUCAUAUUGUAACCCCUGUGAAAAACCUUGAAAUAUAACCACUCCAUGCAGGCCCA